CGUCAGGUUGCGCGUCUUCAUGGCAGUCCAUCUCUUUAUCUGGCCCCGAGAUGCCACCCCACUCGAGUGUCCCACAACGACUCCUGUCUGCAACUCUCCGCAUUCCUCGGCUAUCCUACGUCCUCCACUGUAACUCCCCUACUCGAACCUUCUCCUUCUCUAGCAAGCUUGCAAACGCGCAAUCGACUAUCACCGACGUUGAGGUUGAGGGCUAUGCACGAUACCAGUUCCCAGAAAACUAUGACGACAGGGAAGUCUGGCUGUUCGAAGGCAGGGCAACAGCACCGCGACCAAACGUGCUCAAUGUCUCCACAAUAUCCCAACUUUUGACGACGCCUAUGGCGCAUGGAGUCUACAUAAAUCCACGGAAUGAUUGGUGUAAACGUCUUAGGCUUCUCAACCCCCAAAAAAUAAAAAUCGAAUACGAGGUGCUUCCACUCGAAGCACAGCCUAUGGACCAGAUGCAGGGUAGACCGUUGAGGCAAAUCAACUUUAGGUGUGAGGACAGGCCAAGAGAUCACGCUCGGCGAAUGGUGAAAAUGUACAGCUUUCUGGAGGACAAUCAGCAUUGUAUGGUUCAUGUCCAGAUGCCGACCAAAAAGUUGGACUGGGGACUGGGGCCGGCGUUUGACUGGGUGGUCGUCAAUACUCCGCAUUUGAGACCGGAAGUCAUUAUCAAGUCGAUGCCAGAGGGGACGUCUAUGGAGAUGGUUCCGCAUGCAGGCUAUGGAGAGGUUGUGUGGGUUUUCGGGCGAGGAGAGAGCUUAAACCCUACGCAGAUCAGAAGGCUAAAAGAGAAGCUGAUGAGGAGCGCACGCAAGAGUAAAAUUGGUCCAGAGGUGGAAAGCUCAGAGAACGUAAAGGAAUUAAGUUCAGAAUGAUAUCGCGAGGUGCUGAUCGGAUGUCACUGUGCACCAAAAACCAUUCUACCGCCUCCGACAACCUUACCCGAUGAGGCCUUUGCAAUUCGCUCACAGACGGUCUCAGA
Molecule: messenger RNA, 988 nt
Organism: Mytilinidion resinicola
Lineage: Eukaryota; Fungi; Ascomycota; Dothideomycetes; Mytilinidiales; Mytilinidiaceae
Exons: 1
Coding region: 51-881 (276 amino acids)
Source: RefSeq, a predicted model, not a curated record